This is a messenger RNA of Myotis davidii, 5150 nucleotides long. It is a transcript of the gene CAPN15, whose product is annotated as calpain 15. The record is from RefSeq and is a predicted model, not a curated record. NCBI's taxonomy places the organism in Eukaryota, Metazoa, Chordata, Mammalia, Chiroptera, Vespertilionidae. Gene Ontology annotation, molecular function: calcium-dependent cysteine-type endopeptidase activity. The coding region runs from base 370 to 3714 and encodes 1114 amino acids. Gene Ontology annotation, biological process: proteolysis. Gene Ontology annotation, cellular component: cytoplasm. The transcript is spliced from 14 exons.
GCGAUUCACAGCGCCGCGUGCGCCCCGGGCGCGCCGUAGCCGCGGGGCCCGGGCCGGGCGCUACGCUACGGAGGCGGCGUAGGCUAGGCUCCGGACGCGGGCCGUGUCCAGCAGGGUCUGGGCGCUUUGGCGGCUCCUCCACUCAGCGCGGCAGGCCGGCGGGGCAGGGCGGCCAGUGGCAGAAGUUGUAAGUCAGUCGGCAGGGGCGAGCGGGCCGGGGGCCCUUUCGCCCAGGCCGCACGGACGGAGGAGGCGCCGCCGGGUUGCAGAGCCGGCCACCCUGACUCCUGUGUGGGUGCUCACCUCUCUCCAUGCUCUGGCCGCAUGUGACCAGGCCCAGCUCUCGGUGCGGCUGCCGUCACGGGGGCCAUGGGGAACUCCGCUUCCUCGCUGGCCACCGAGACCGAGUCGGAUCACAGCUUCCCCGGGGGGCCGUCCUUCCCAGGGCCCCCGGCAGCAGCCGGCUGUUGUAGGAGCGGCUCCGGGGGACCUGUCUGGGGCAGUGCCCUGGUUACCCGGCAGCACCAAACCCCACGCCCCCAGGCCCAAAGCCACACGCACUCGCCCGGGUCCAUGGCCACGGUGGGAGAGUGGUCCUGCGCGCGCUGCACCUUCCUGAACCCUGCCGGCCAGCGCCAGUGCUCCAUUUGUGAGGCCCCCCGGCACAAGCCUGACCUCGACCAGAUCCUGCGGCUCAGCGUUGAGGAGCAGAAAUGGUCUUGCGCCCGAUGCACAUUCCGGAACUUCCUGGGCAAGGAGGCCUGCGAGGUGUGUGGCUUUGCCCCAGAGCCCGUGCCUGGUACCUCCCUGUUGCCAGUCAUCAACGGGGUCCUAUCCAAGCCGCCCACCAUCCUGGUGGAGCCCAAGGGCAGCUGCAAGGAGGAGACGGGUCCAGUGCAGACAGAAGAACUGGUGACCAUGGAGCCAGCUGCGGGUCGGCCCGAGGAGGAGGGCGGGGCAGCAGAACCUGGGAGUGGCUGGGCCUGCCCUCGCUGCACACUGCACAACACUCCCGUCGCCAGCUCCUGCUCUGCCUGUGGCGGCCCCCGGAAACUCUCGCUGCCCAGGAUUCCUCCUGAGGCCCUAGUGGUCCCUGAAGUUGUGGCCCCCGCCGGCUUCCACAUCACACCUGCCCCACCCCAGCCGGGGGAAGGUGCUGAGGCCGACCCUCCCUCUGCUGCUGACCAGGAGCCGCCCCGGGUGCCACCAUUCAGCCCCUUCUCGCCCACUCUGCAGAACAACCCCGUGCCUCGCAGCCGCCGUGAGGUACCCCCCCAGCUGCAGCCACCGGUGCCUGAGGCCACCCAGCCCUCACCCCCUGCUGGCUUCAAGGGGCCCCCCCAGAGCCCAGGGUGGACUUCGACUGGGGCCUCCCGCUUGGCAGAGCUGCUGUCAGGCAAGCGGCUGAGCGCUCUGGAGGAGGAGGAGGCCGAGGGCAGCUCCGUGCUGCGCCGCUGCAGCUCCUGCUCCGCCCCCGGCCCCUCCAGCCUGUGCGAAGCCUGUGCGGCCGCUCCAGGCAGCGACGUCAUCGACCUGACCGGCGAUGCCGUGCGCUACACGCCCGCCAGCCCUUCCAGCCCCGACUUCACCACGUGGUCGUGCGCCAAGUGCACACUCAAGAACCCCACAGUGGCCCCGAGGUGCACUGCGUGUGGCUGCUCCAAGCUACAUGGCUUCCAGGAGCACAGCGAGCCCCCUGUCCGUUGCCCUGACUGCAGCGCCGACAAGCCCAGCCUCUGCACUGCCCACAAAGCCGGCCGCCUCUUUCCUGAGGCCCCUGAGCGCCCGGGCCAGUGGGCCUGCCCUGCCUGCACCCUGCUCAAUGGGCCGCGGGCUAAGCACUGUGCCGCCUGCCACACGCCUCAGCUCCUGGAGGCCCAGCGCAGGGGUGCCGUGCCCCUGAGGCGCAGGGAGAGCAUGCUGGUGGAGAAGCGGCGGCAGACGGACGAGGGCGAGGCCAAGGCCCUCUGGGAGAACAUCGUGGCCUUCUGCCGGGAGAACAACGUGAACUUCGUGGAUGACAGCUUUCCACCCGGGCCCAAGUCUGUGGGCUUCCCUGCAGGCGACAGUGUCCAGCAGCGCGUGAGACAGUGGCUGCGGCCCCACGAGAUCAACUGCUCUGUCUUCAGGGACCACAGCACCUCCUGGUCCGUGUUCCACACUCUCCGACCCUCGGACAUCCUACAGGGGCUGCUGGGCAACUGCUGGUUCCUGAGUGCUCUAGCUGUGCUGGCUGAGCGGCCUGACCUGGUGGAGCGGGUGAUGGUCACACGCAGCCUGUGCACGGAGGGCGCCUACCAGGUGCGGCUCUGCAAGGAUGGCACGUGGACGACGGUGCUGGUGGAUGACAUGCUGCCCUGCGACGAGGCCGGCUUCCUCCUCUUCUCGCAGGCCCAGCGGAAGCAGCUGUGGGUGGCCCUCAUUGAGAAGGCGCUGGCCAAGCUGCACGGCUCCUACUUUGCCCUCCAGGCAGGGCGCGCCAUCGAAGGCCUGGCUACCCUCACCGGGGCCCCCUGUGAGAGCCUGGCGCUGCAGGUCAGCUCCACUAACCCCCGAGAGGAACCCGUUGACACUGACCUCAUCUGGGCCAAAAUGCUGAGUUCUAAGGAGGCUGGGUUCCUCAUGGGCGCCUCUUGUGGGGGGGGCAACAUGAAGGUGGACGAUGCUGCCUACGAGAGCCUGGGCUUGCGCCCCCGCCACGCCUACUCCAUCCUGGAUGUCCGUGAUGUCCAGGGCUCCAGGCUCCUGCGCCUCCGGAACCCAUGGGGCCGCUUCUCCUGGAAUGGCAGCUGGUCGGAUGAGUGGCCACACUGGCCGGGGCAUCUGCGUGGUGAGCUCAUGCCGCACGGCAGCAGUGAAGGUGUCUUCUGGAUGGAGUACAGCGACUUCAUCAGGUACUUCGACUCCGUGGACAUCUGCAAAGUGCACUCGGACUGGCAUGAGGUGCGGGUGCAGGGCUGCUUCCCCAGCUCGGCCAGUGGGCCCGUCGGAGUGACAGCGCUCACCGUGCUGGAGCGGGCGUCCCUGGAGUUUGCCCUCUUCCAGGAGGGUAGCAGGCGCGCGGACUCGGCUGACAGCCACCUCCUGGACCUGUGCGUCCUGGUUUUCCGAGCCUCCUUCGGCAGCGGUGGCCGCCUGAGCCUGGGCCGCCUGCUGCCCACCCUGCCGGGCCCACCGGCCGCCACACAAGCCUCCAGCCCCUCAGCAGGGGUCCCGCGCUGCUCCCUGGAGCCACCUGGCCAUGUGCUGGCUGUGUACAGCUCAAGGCUGGUCAUGGUGGAGCCCGUGGAGGCCCAGUCAACCACGCUGGCAGACGCCAUCAUCCUGCUCACGGAGAGCCGAGGGGAGCGGCAUGAGGGACGUGAGGGCAUGACCUGCUACUACCUGACACAUGGCUGGGCGGGGCUCAUCGUGGUGGUGGAGAACCGGCACCCCAAGUCCUACCUGCACGUGCAGUGUGACUGCUCCGAUAGCUUCAACGUGGUGUCUACACGCGGCAGCCUGCGCACCCAGGACAGUGUGCCACCCCUGCACAGGCAGGUCCUGGUGAUCCUGUCCCAGCUCGAGGGCAACGCCGGCUUCUCCAUCACCCACCGCCUGGCACACCGCAAGGCAGCCCAGGCCUUCCUCAGCGACUGGACAGCCUCCAGGGGCACCCACAGCCCCCCACUCACGCCCGAGGUUGCUGGCCUGCACAUGCCCCGGCCAUUGUGACUGCCCUGCCCUCGCCUGCCUGCCUCCCACAUGCACUUUAGGAGGGAGACCCCAACAGAAGAUGCUUGAACCAGAAUCUCAGGACCCCACCCAGGGAGCUGCAAGCACAGAGCAAACUUCCCUGGGCCUUCCUUCCUGCCCCUCCCUCCUGUCCUGGGCCUCCCAGCCACCAAGCAGAAUACCUCCAACCCGCUUCUAGCGAGAGGGGACUGUGCACCAGCUCCUCUGACCAGCCUGCCGCGAGGCCGGGUUCAUAUUGCCAGGGCUGAGGUGAGGCUGCCCGUUCCUGUGGGCCUGGGGCCUCCUGCCUGUGUGAGGCAGCCAAGAGCUCCAUUUACAAAACCAAAUCUGGGCAGGUCAGAGGCUGGGACCCCAGGGUGAGCAGGGACCACCCCUUGUGGAGUAAGAGGUUGGGAUCCCAGGGUGAGCAGGAACCACCCCCAUGUGGGAGUCAAAGGCCAGGACUCCAGGGUGAGCAGGGACCACCCUCUUGUGGGGGGUCAGAGGCCAGGACCUGAGUGUGAGCAGGGACCACCCCCUUGUGGAGGUCAGAGGCCAGUACCCCAGUGUGAGCAGGGACCACCCCCUUGUGGGGGUCAGAGGCCAGUACCCCAGUGUGAGCAGGGACCACCCCCCUUGUGGGGGACAGGUUGGGACCCUGAGAUGAGCAGGGACCACCCAUUGUGGGGCAUGAGCCUCCUAUCCCCAGCUUGCUUCAAGAGCCCAUCUUCCCACCCCCUCCCGCCCCACAAGGCAAGCAGGGGUCCCUGGAAUCCCAGCAGUGUAUCCCAGGAGGCAGGUGCCUGGCGACCAUGGGCUCAGGACCAGGGAUGGAGGGUCCUGGCUGCCUGCCCCCUCUGGCGACACUAUGCAAUUCCUGGACCACUAGUCAGGAUCGAAGCCAUGCCCCGGGGGCUGUGGGUCAGGAGCUGCCAUUUGGUGAGGUGGUUUGUCCUCAGCACCACUGACCUCUGCCAGGAAGACCAGGGUCCAAACAGAAAUCCGUGGCCAGCCCUUGUGGGCACACAGGGUAGGUUGUGGCUCUUCCCAGCGCCUCCCCGGCCUCAGAAGCCCAGGUUGCUGGGCUGCCUCCCAGCCAUCCUCCCCCAUGGCUGCUCAGAGUCCUGCACCUGCCUGUGGACUGAGGCCAGCUUCCAGGGGCCCGCCCGGCCUCUGCCCACCGCCCCUCACUUCCCUGGGGCUUGCGGGGGGGUUACAACUGGAGAAACACCAGGAAGCACUGCACUCCCCUUUGGGCCUCCUUUAUAUUUUCUCCUUUUACUCUUGAGCUGUGAAUAUUUUUAACCCUGUACAUACAGCCAGCUCUUCUCACACAGAGACUAUUUUAUCAGCCAUCCCCAGCCCCGUAGGAUGAUUCUCCAUGGUGUUUCCAGACUCAGGCUCUGAUGGACCAAAUGAAAUGUUUUGUUUUAUAA